Penicillium canescens is the source of this 348-nucleotide messenger RNA. RefSeq lists its product as uncharacterized. The transcript has a single exon. Gene Ontology annotation, biological process: glucan catabolic process. The coding region runs from base 1 to 348 and encodes 115 amino acids. Lineage: Eukaryota; Fungi; Ascomycota; Eurotiomycetes; Eurotiales; Aspergillaceae. The record is from RefSeq and is a predicted model, not a curated record. Gene Ontology annotation, molecular function: beta-glucosidase activity.
AUGCCUGGUAUGGUGGCAAUGAAACCGGAAGUGCUAUCGCGGAUGUUGUCUACGGUGCCGCAAACCCUAGCGGCAAGCUACCGCUCAGCUUCCCUCAUCGCAACGAAGACAAUCCUGCAUUUUUUGAAUUUCCGCCGUGAGUGGGGUAGCACGAGAUAUGGCGAAGGUGUCUAUAUCGGAUACCGCUUUCAUGAGAAAUGCAAGAGAGAAGUGGAAUUCCCCUUUGGUCAUGGGCUGAGCUAUACCACGUUCACUUUGACCUCGCUUUAUCUUGAGACUACCGACGAGGAUCUUGUUGUCAGUGUCGAUGUUCAAAACACUGGCAAGGCCCAGCCAACCAACCCAUAA